AUGGCGACCCUAGCGAGAGAUGAGAUAAAAUCUGUUACUGACGACAACAUUUCUGCGCAGGUUCAAUCAAAAGUCAAACUUCAAGCUACUAAGGAAUUUCAAGUAUGUAUUGAAAAUGAUGGAAAUGAUAUAGAAUUACUUAGACAGAUGUUAUCGAAAUUAAUCACUAAAAAGAAUGAAAUUGCACGCAAGGCUAGACGGGAUAUUGAUAUAUCAGAACUCGACCAGUUAUUUGAAGUCGAUGAAAGAAUUGAUAAAGUUAAUAUUAAAAUUCUUAGUCUAGAAAAAAAGUUACUUUCAAUAGAUUCCGAUGAAGACCAACAUUCUUUACACGAAAGAAACGAUUCUACUGGAACAUACUACUUGUUCAAUACCAAAAGUGUAAAAAACAAAAAAUAUUAUCCAAAAGAUUGCAUCCUUAACUACAAGCUAAAAGAUAAGGAGAAUAUCCCAACCCUUCUAAACAAGUUUGAUGAACUUUUAAGAAGACAUGAUUUUGAUAAUGUUUUCUCUAGCGAAAUCAAAAACAUAGACCCUCGUGAAAACCAAAUAUUGUGCAAGAUUUUGAACGAAGCAAUACAUAACGAAAUUGAUAUCGUGAAUACUACUUCAGAAAAUAUAUUUUUAAUUAUCGAUAAAUUACAAGCUCAAUAUAGAUCAUCUCAUGGACGACAAGCUAGAAUCAAGGCUUGGAAUAAGAUUAUGGUUGACAGAAAAUGUAAAAAACUGGAAUCAUUAAGAACUGAACUUAACAAAUUAGUUUUAAUGGAAAGAUGUAUCCUACCAAAGUGUUACGACAAUAAUGAAACAAGAGAUUAUAUUUUGAAAGAAAAUCUAUUGGACGUUUUACAUGAAUCCUUGAAAAUGCCAGUGUACCAGCGAUUAUUCAGCAUUCAAAAUGAACAAAAAUUAAGAGUUGAAGAAUAUAUAAUUAAUAUCAUUAUUCAAACAAUAAACGAAUUAGGUGUAAAUGUUACAGAUCAAUAUGAAAUGCAUUGUAAGUACUGUAAAUCAGAAUUCCACAGCUCGAUAAACUGCAGAAUGAAAUUAGACAAAAAACACAGGUCUAACACGAAUAGCUACUUGAAAGGUAAUGUUUCACAAGGUACAACCAAAAAAAAUACACCAAAACUGGUACAAAACCAGCCAGAACCUUUGAAAAGACAACAAAAGAAGAGGAACAAAAAGGGUUCAGACAAAAAUCUGGUCAUUAUUGGCACCGGUUCAGGCAUCAGUAUUACGAAUAAUAAGAAUUUAUUACACAAUUAUGAAGACAACCAAGAAAAUACACAAUUAUUUGGUAUUGGUAAAACUAACCCAGUUUCUGUUAAAGGUUCAGGAUACAUAAAAAUAAAAAGUAACACAAAUGACAAUUACUUAUUGGCUCAUUAUGUUCCUGAAGAAGAAACUACCAUUAUCAGUGGUUAUGAGUUGGCUAAAGAAACCGAUCUGGUUUUAACCAAAAAUUAUUUGACCCUGGGAAACAAGGACAUGAACAUUAAAACUCAGGUAAAAAAUGGAAUUAUUUACGUAAAAAUAAAUGACCUAAUUGAUCAUCCUGCGUAUGAUUUCAAAAGGAAUACAAUACAACCAAAAUCUUCCCCAAAAACUAGAUUGAUGCCCAGAAUUAUAAGCUUAGAAGAUGCUCAUAAACGAAUGGGACAUACAGGAGUGCAACAGAUUGAAAACUCCAUUAAACACAGUCAAUACGAAGAAAGUAUUGAUUUGAUUAAAGAACCAAAUGAAUUUUGGUGUGAAACUUGUAAAGUUUCAAAAAUCACGAGAAGAAACCAUUAUGCUGGAUCUAUGAACGAACACAGUAUCGAUCAUGAACCUGGUUCAUCGUGGUGCAUGGAUAUACUUGGUCCAGUAUCAAACUCGAACUCGGGUAUAAAAAGAUACAUGUUCAUUAUGGUUGAUAACAAUACGAGAUAUUGUAUGACCUCCACACAUUUUAACAAAAGUGCUGAAACUAUCUUAGCACAAAUCAAGAAGAACAUUCAGUAUGUGGAAACUCAAUUUGACAGAAAAGUCAGGGAAAUCAAUUCAGAUCGAGGAACUGAAUUUACAAAUGAUCAGAUAGCGGAAUAUUUUGUCUCAAAGGGAAUUCAUCAUAUAUUCUCUGGUACACAAGAUCAUGCUGCAAACGGGAGAGCAGAAAGAUACAUCAGAACCAUAAUCACCGAUGCGAUAACUCUGUUAAGACAAAGCAACUUAUGCAUUAGAUUUUGGGAAUACGCAGUGAAUUCUGCUACCGAUGUACGCAAUUGUUUAGAAAACCAUAGUACAGGUCAAUUGCCACUUAAGGCGAUAUCUGGUCAACCUGUUAAAGUUAGAUUCAUGUCCUUCUUACCUUUCGGAGAACAAGGAAUAAUUUUGAAUCAUAAAUACAGCAAACUAAAACAACCAGGACUUAGCGCUAUAAUCUUAUGCAAAGAUCCUAAUCGUCAUGGAUAUAAACUUUUUGUACCCUCUACUAAAAAAAUCGUCACUUCAAGUAAUUACACGCUUUCAAACUACGCAAAGGAUCCAAUAUUAAGGAACACACAGAACAUAUACCUAGAUGAUCAAAGCAGAUCAGAUACUUUCAAUGAAGCAGAAAACUUAGAUGCUGUUUCAAGGUUGUAUAAUGCAUUGGAGAAUUACGAAGAUUGUGCGAGCAAAAAUGCUGUGAUCAUCGAUAAUGAAGCAAUAUUGCUAAAAGAGUGCAAGAAAAAUCAGCGGUGA
Saccharomyces eubayanus is the source of this 2727-nucleotide messenger RNA. Its product is annotated as integrase catalytic domain-containing protein. Lineage: Eukaryota; Fungi; Ascomycota; Saccharomycetes; Saccharomycetales; Saccharomycetaceae. The record is from RefSeq and is a predicted model, not a curated record. Gene Ontology annotation, biological process: DNA integration. Gene Ontology annotation, molecular function: nucleic acid binding. Bases 1 to 2727 code for a protein of 908 amino acids. The transcript has a single exon.